This is a messenger RNA of Daphnia pulicaria, 1943 nucleotides long. Its product is annotated as ionotropic receptor 93a-like. Lineage: Eukaryota; Metazoa; Arthropoda; Branchiopoda; Diplostraca; Daphniidae. The coding region runs from base 715 to 1620 and encodes 301 amino acids. Gene Ontology annotation, cellular component: membrane. Gene Ontology annotation, molecular function: ligand-gated monoatomic ion channel activity. The record is from RefSeq and is a predicted model, not a curated record. The transcript is spliced from 9 exons.
CUCAUUCUGAAUUCACAGAGGUGACAUGGUGUCAACUUCAACGUCAAAGCGAAGAUGUUUGGUGAAUAUUCAGCAAAUUUCAAACAACAGAAACGGUGUCGCAUUAAAUCUUGGAAACAACCGUUUGUUGACGUUGCCAUGGCUCUUUUGUGAUACUUGAAACAUUUCUUAAAGGUAUUUAAAUCAUCUGGACUACCUCAAAACCUCCAGAAGACUUGUUCUGUUGGUCUUUAGCUGGUAAAGCGGUCUUGUUUUUCCCGUUUUAGACAGCAGUAUCUGGCUAAUAUGUCACUGAAUGCGCUCAAUGGCCAACACCUCCGCAUUAUCUGGCCUCGUUGGGAAGGAAACCCAAAAGGACUUUCGGGCGCGCUCAAAGGUGGCGUCAUCAUUGAUUGCUUGGCAGCCCGCUUCAAAUUCAGUUACGAAAUGGUCAGAGUCACUGAGAAUAGAUUAGAGCCGCAAGGAAAGGAACGAUGACUGUUCAGCUAUCUGUUCGAUAAACAAAGCGACUGGAUAGUUUCUGGUGUUUCUUCGACAUUUCAGCGCAACAAGAUUGUUGAUCAGACAACACCCUGGGAUUUUACUAAACUCGGACUACUUAUUCCUGUCCAAGACGAAACGGCCAACAUCAACGCAGUCGUCAAACCUUUUCAAUGGCCGGUUUGGAUAGGACUAAUCAUUUCAAUCCUGUGUGUUAUCGCCGUUUUAAAUCUAAUGCAUCGGUAUCUUGAAUAUCGCUCUCAUUUUGAAACAAGCGAUCACGAAGAACGACUAAAGAAUGGCAAUCAAACAAACCGAGACAAUCGUAUGGUUCUGAAAAGUCAAGCCGGGAAAGAAUACCUUUACGUUUUUGGCAAUUUAUUGUCACAAGGUGGCCCUUACUCGUCAAAACGUUUACCGUUUCGUCUUGUCGCUGGCGUUUGGGUUCUGGCCGCUUUCAUCUUUGUCCAGGCUUACACUUCGUUAUUAUUCACCUACGUCGUGGCCCCAGUUAAUCAGCCGCUCAUUAAUUCCAUCUACGAUAUCGCCGAUAGUAGCGACAUCAAUUUACUCGUCAAAAUAGCAGGAACUCCGGAGACCCUAUUCAUGAACAACAACUGGACGGGAUUUUACGAGAAAAUUCGUGACAGGAUCAAAUCAUUUCCUCAGUCCCGGUGCACCCUGGUGUCCGAUUGCAUCAAUUUAGUCAAACCAGGAUCGAGAAAUGUCUUCAUCGAUGCGGAGCCGUACCAAUUGGAUGCCAUAAGAGAAAAUUUUGAAAAGACCGGUAAAUGCAGCUUGCAGAUUGCCAGGGAUCGCUACCUCACUCUUUUUGUUGUUAUGGCCCUGCAGAAAAAGAGUCCCUACACCAAUACUAUUAACAUAGGGCUGAUGGAACUACAGCAAAGUGGACUGAUUGACUACUGGGACACCUGGUUCCGCCCUAUGCCCCUUCAAUGUUUAGGCAAAAUCCAGUACGGAUACAAGGCACCGAAUAAAAAUGAACAUCCACCGCUUUCCCUGAAGAAUUUGACCGGCGCUUUUAUUAUCCUUUCAGUUGGCUUAAGUCUUUCCCUUUUGGCCUUCCUCUGCGAGAAAAUCUUUUUCCUGUUUAAACGUCACUGCCAUCAGCUGCAUUAAAAUCUGCCGGAGAAGUGACUGAUUAAUUGAGUCCCACUAUCCCCACUUAAAGUCAAUUCGUCACCAUACUAUCGUCACUGAAGCAAACUAAUAUUUGUUAUUGCAUACCCAAUCAGACCUUACACUACAAUGUAUCUUAGAAAUUAGAAUGCUAUUUACUUCUCUUUUAAUUCCUUACUUAAUCGCAUGCUGCUGCUGCUGCUGAAAUAAUUGUUAAAAACUAUCCACAUAAUUGUGCUAGUUUGUGCACUUGUCAAAAUUGUACUCCAUGUUGUAGGAAUUUUGUCAGAAUAUAUUUAUUACAUGGCCAUUUAUUUACUGGA